Candidula unifasciata is the source of this 621-nucleotide messenger RNA. The record is from the annotation of a GenBank genome assembly. NCBI's taxonomy places the organism in Eukaryota, Metazoa, Mollusca, Gastropoda, Stylommatophora, Geomitridae.
AUGAAGCAUAAAAGUCAAACUUUGCUGGAGCUAAAGUUAAAAGAACUGGACCGGCUAAAGUCAGAGGCAUUAGCACAUAUGCGGCGUUUGAAUGUCCUAAAAGUUCACUACAUGGACUGGUUCGAUAGACGCCAUAAAACAUUCAUAGAAGCCUUACAGUAUAUUGACUUCAAAUUUCCUCAGUGCCUCUCUCUCAAUGCGACAACCAUCGGGAAUUUCAGAACGGGCUACAAAGCUGCGAAGGCACUGUCCCAAAGAGAAGUUUCCUUAGAAAAGUGUGCGUCUUUGCUGGAGGAUUAUCUAGGAUUUUGGGACCGCUUGGUGGAGCUGAACAAACAAGGUCAGUGUGUGCAUAAGAAAAUCUGCGACUAUCGUGAUGGUGUAGCAGAGAUGAAAGACCCUCAGCUCAACGAUAUGGUACAUCAUCUUCAGCAGCGUCUGAACAUAGAACUUAGAGAUGACUUCAACUUUACGAGUGUUCAGGGCACGUCGUCAGACUUGUUCGCUUACAGAGUUGCUCUGCAAGAUCCACAGUACCAGAAACUUGUUGCCUUCAUCCCACAUUUGCUUCGAACAUCCACGCAGAUAUUAUGUAAUAAAAUGUCCUUGGAAAAGGAAUAA